Penaeus indicus is the source of this 2053-nucleotide messenger RNA. It is a transcript of the gene shop, whose product is annotated as sulfite oxidase-like. The record is from RefSeq and is a predicted model, not a curated record. Gene Ontology annotation, cellular component: mitochondrion. Gene Ontology annotation, molecular function: sulfite oxidase activity; molybdopterin cofactor binding; heme binding. The coding region runs from base 122 to 1807 and encodes 561 amino acids. Lineage: Eukaryota; Metazoa; Arthropoda; Malacostraca; Decapoda; Penaeidae. Gene Ontology annotation, biological process: sulfur compound metabolic process. The transcript has 11 exons.
UAACCGACAACCGGGCCAUUUUACAACCGCAUACGAGUGCCAUUCACAGGCAGUCAGUAGAAAGCGUGCGAGUCAAUGCACGUACCGGUGUUCUAGCAGCUGGUUGUUCCUGGAAGCCAGAAUGACUAAUUUAAUGACCAGGGUAUUUUUACAAAGGUUACCCCCAAAGCUAUGUGCUAGCAUUAGUGUGGGGAGUAUCCGAUACAACCAUAGCCAUUGGGAACACCAUGGGGAUGGAUCAAGCAAAAGACAACGGGUUUAUUUUCAGAACUCGGCGGUUGCGGGUUUGAUUGGGGUAGGGGCUGGAGUUGCCCUGUGGCUCAACUCGCAUCAUUCUGCAGAGGCAGCCAGUCUACUCACAACAGAGGAAGAAGUUUCUACCUUUGGGGCUUAUCACGAUGGUCUACCGGAAUAUACACUUGACGAUGUGUCCAAACAUGCAACUAUGAAGGACAGGGUGUGGGUGGCAUACAGACAUGGGGUUUAUGACAUUACUGAUUUUAUCCAGGAACAUCCAGGUGGAGACAAAAUCCUCAUGGGAGCAGGAGGUUCUGUUGAACCUUUCUGGGCCCUAUAUGCCGUUCACAAGAACCCGCAUGUGCUAGAGUUGUUUGAGAAGUACAGGAUUGGAAACUUAUCUUCAAGUGAUGUUGGUGCUCAGGUUAAAGACAUGGAUGACCCUUACGGCAAUGAGCCUCGCAGACACAUCGCCUUAAAGCCUUCAUCAAAAAAGCCUUUCAACGCUGAGCCUCCUCUCCCUUUACUUGCCGACAGUCUGAUUACGCCAAAUGAGCUCUUCUACGUCCGAAACCACCUGCCAGUCCCUGACAUAAAUGCCUCGGCCUAUGAGUUGGAUAUCACUGAUGAAGAGACUGAUAAGGAGAAAGUUCUUACACUGGAUGACAUCAAGAAGUACCCCAAGCGCACUGUGACGGCCACAAUACAGUGUGCGGGGAACCGUCGCUCGGAAAUGACAAGGGUGAAAGCUGUCAAGGGAUUGAGCUGGGGCCAAGCAGCUAUCGGGAAUGCCAAGUGGAGUGGAGCACGGCUCUGUGAUGUGCUCAAGGAUAUGGGUAUAGAGCGAGAUACCACUGAUGCUCUACAUGUACAGUUUGAGGGGCUGGAUACAGAUCCUGCACACAUGCCAUAUGGUUCAAGUAUACCCAUUGAGAAAGCACUAGACCCCUAUGGAGAUGUUAUUCUGGCAUAUGAGAUGAAUGGUGAACCCAUACCAAGGGAUCAUGGCUACCCUAUCAGGGUUAUAGUACCUGGGGUUGUGGGUGCUAGAAAUGUCAAGUGGCUAGGUAGGAUCAUUAUAUCCAAGAAAGAAUCAGAUGCCCACUGGCAGCAGAAUGACUACAAAGGUUUUGCCCCAAACGUUGACUGGGACACUGUUGAUUUCAAGAAAUCCCCUGCUAUUCAGGAACUGCCUGUCAUCUCUGCUAUUUGUGAGCCACUAGAAGGAGAGACAGUGAAGGUCAAAGACAGCAAGGUCAAGCUGAGAGGCUAUGCAUGGAGUGGAGGUGGGAGGAAAAUCAUCCGUGUGGAUGUUUCUGCUGAUGGAGGCAAGACAUGGCAAGCAGCGGACCAGUUAGAGUCAGAUGAAUCAGGUCACCCACGUGCUUGGGGAUGGUCACUCUGGUCGGCUGAGGUCCCUGUGAGCAAGAAAUCAGGGGAGGUCCAGCUCUGUGUCAAAGCAGUGGAUUCUCAAUACAACACCCAGCCAGAGAAUUUUGAAAACAUCUGGAACCUGAGGGGUGUCCUUGCCAAUGCCUACCACAGAGUUAAUAUCAAUAUUGAACAGUGAGAAGGCUGUUUUCCGUUAUAUUAAAGAAAUUAUGCAAGGGCUUAACUAGUGGUUGAAUGAAAAGAAAGGAGAUGGGUAAGGGGGUAAAUAGUUGGUUGGUGGAUAGUGUUUUUUAUUUUUUUAUUUUAAGGAGGUUUGUCCUUAGUGAGGAUUUAAUGAAGAAGUACAUUGAUGUGUGGAUGUGUGUAAAAAUGAUAAUUUUUGUUUGUAUUCAAACAUGCAAUACUAUUAAAGAGUUUUAACCUG